Messenger RNA from Bubalus bubalis (water buffalo), 1463 nucleotides. RefSeq lists its product as uncharacterized. Bases 861 to 1463 code for a protein of 200 amino acids. NCBI's taxonomy places the organism in Eukaryota, Metazoa, Chordata, Mammalia, Artiodactyla, Bovidae. The record is from RefSeq and is a predicted model, not a curated record. The transcript is spliced from 2 exons.
GCCCAAUCAUCCAACGGCUCCAGACCUCUCCAUAAGCAAACUGGGCAGAUCCCAAGGGUGCUGCGCUUGAACCUGGUACUUGGGCCGCCGGCACUGGCUGCCCCACAGCGUCCCCCACUCCGACCCCGGAAAUCCCAUCCCCACUCGCUUCCCCUCCCGAAGCGCCUCCUAUCAGUCCUCUCCUGGCUCUCCAUCUCUCCACCGGAGCAGGGCUCAGGGCGCAGACGGCAAAGCAGUGCCCCCGCCCACACGUCCCGGUCCCCAAAAAAGUUCCCCGCGUCCCUCUCUCCUCGAUCUCAGAGAAGUGGGUGCACAGGACGGACCCUAAAUAAAAACAGGAAACGCGAUUAAAAAAAAAAAAAAGGCAGCAGCAGCAGCCUCAUUCAGGCUGAAUUACGGGUAAGAGUAUUAAAAAGAAGAAAGAAAGAAAGAAAAAAAAGAGUCCGGAAAUGCAAAGCUGAAGGCGGUUUUGCCGCCGUAACCCGGUCCCAGCCGCGAUCCGGCGCUGGUCUCGCCGCGCCGCUGCAGUAAACACGCGGUGAGCGGCACCAGCGGCCCGAGCCCCGCCAGGGCCGGCGGGAAGGACCCGCCGCAAGUCCAAGCGUCCGGCAACGCCUUCCCUGGCCUCUCUCCAGCCACGGGUCCCGCUCUCCGGGGCUGGGGAGGGUGCACCGGGCCAGGGCGCAGGGGAGAUGUGUGCACCCCUCUCCCCAAGGCUCGACGGGAGCUCGGGGCGGGGGUGGGGGGAGGCAGAACCGCCGUAGAGAACGUAGCCUGCACCCCACGGCAUAGCCCGGGCGCCCCGGGUCCCGCUCGCCAGCCCCCGGGGCAGGGCGCACGCGGCUAACCGCUGUCAUUCCAUGGGCUCGGCUGGUGCAUACGAGGCUGUCUUGCCGCGGGAGCGCACCCCUUACCCCGCCUCGGGCCCGGGACCUCCCCGGGGGCGUACAGUCCCCGUGCACGGGAGCUGUGUGCAUCCCUCUCUCGGAGGACGCUCCGGGGGCCGCCCCGACCCCGCGCACAACCUUGGCCCAAGUUCCGGGGGGCGCCCCCUCGCCCGGCUCGCUAGACGCCGGCGGGUGCACAGGACCCGGGUGCACCGGCCCCGGGUGCACCGGCUCUUCGCGCCGGGAGACGUCCACAAGCCGGUCCCCCGUCUCUUCGUGGUCCCCCUAAGUCCUCCGAAGUCCCUGGUCCCUGUCCUCUCCCCCACCUCCCAGACUCAGCCGGAGGAAAAACAGCAGGUCCUCCUGCCGCUUCUUCUAACCCUCCGCCUGCCUCGCCUGCCCCCCCUCCGUCUUGGGCUGGAGGGGCGUCAGCCCAGGUGCCUCUGGAAGCUACACCUUGCCCUUCUUCAAAACAAGUUUAUAUCUGUAUCCAGAAGUGGAGUGUUUCCUGCCGUGUCAACACACAAAGAUGUCACAGCCAUCGGCGAUUCCGGCCCUCCAAAUGUGAAUAUCUGA